AUUUGCACUAUUUUGUACUCGAACGAAGUUUGUGUAUUCGUCAGGAUGUAGGUCAAGCGAGUAUGGUGAAUGACCUAACUUUGAUAGAUAACGGGGUCGAGCUGACACACUGCGUCAUGCUGACCCGAAACAUCGAGAAUAAUGUACUGAUCUGAACAACUAGCAGACACAACCGACACUGCUAUCUCAUGCCGCUAAGGAUUUUAGUUCUCAUUCAGAUAUGACUACCUAACAACAAAAUCCCCCAAAAAUCUUAUCUAACAAGACUAUUUGUCCUAAACCACCGGGCCCUCACCAUGAACUGGAGAAAAUCACGAAUUCGCAGAGCAGUCACAUGAUCAAUGACAUUAUCAAGAAAUGCCUCCUCCUAAGAAACCAAAGUCAGGUCCAACUACUGUAGAACAGUUUCUGUCCCAGGAGGAGCUGACCUCGCUGGAGAAAUGUGACCAGCACCAUGAAGGUGGUGACUCACAGAAACCCGAGUGCAGUGUCGAGACGCAGUCCCCCAAUACCGGUAACAGUUCCAGCAUUCAGGAAGAGAACAGCAAAAAAAACAGCAGCACCUCCAAAGGACAUUUUCAUAUCUUGCAAGAACUUUUUUCUCGGAGAGGAAAUGAAAAUGUUGAAAACAAUGCAGAAUUGCAGGAAUCUGCAGUUGACUCAGGGCGGCAAGGAAAGAAGUACUCACCCCACGAGACUAAAGAUUUGGCAGCUAGUCGCUACACUUAUGCAAAAGUCAUAACUACAACAUCAGACUUGAACCACAGCCAUUCCCCAGAGGAGCCUGACAGCCAGCUCGCCGGGGUCUGGCACGAUCAACAGGGUGGGGGAAAGGCGUACAUCUGGAACCCUCCGCACCAAGACAAGGAAUCUCUUCCACCAUGUGAUGAAACCUUCAGUUACCUACCUCCAAACUGUACCUCAACCUCGUCACGAAGAAAUACCUCAACCGACAACUCAUUUCCAGCACCUGACGUCUCGGGUGUGUCGCAGCUACCUCCAUAUUUACAGGACAGCUUAUUCUUACCCAAUGCAAGAUACCUACUCAGGAACACAAAUACUGAACCAUAUGACCUUUCUCUGAAGGGGAGCAACCUCAUACACAAGGGCAGCAGCAGCAGCAGCACCAACAGCAGCAGUGGUUUGGACAGUGGCUCUGACAAGCUGAACCUCAGUGUGGCCAUGAUGGUGGCUAUGUCCUCAUUACAGCAUACCUCAGUGUCUCAAGAAAACCAUGACAAACCUCACACGGCAGGCAGCGGUUUGUACCUCAAUGAUGCCCAUCAUCUCGCAUCACCAAGACCACCUCAUCCUCAACCGGUGAUCUCUCAGUCAGGGUUUGUUGGCGCAGGUGGGCAACAGCAGCAGCAGACACAGCAGAUGGCCGUGAUGGCGCAGGCAUCCUCGAGUCCUCACAUCAUGAGCAUUCUCACCAGCAGCAAGUCCUCGGUGUCGACGGGCGAACAACAUGGCCACCCGGUCUCGCUGUCAAGGUCAUCCGUGUCCACAGACAGCGGAAUAUCGGUGAAGGAAAGCCUCCCAGACAGUCCAAAUGGGGAUACGGCUGGUGCCAAGUCUCCAAAGGAAGACGGUUGCCUGCUUGCUCCAGGUGAAUGUAUGCAGGUCGCGGGGCUGUUGCCAGGCAACACACAUGCGCAGGCCCCGACGUCCACCACGCCCGUGGGACUUCGGUCCCUGAAGGAGGAUGGUCGGUUGGUGAUGCCUGGCCUAGGUGAGUGCUUGCAGCUGUCGGGGCUGGGACUGGCCAACUCUCACAACCAGGCACCCACUUCAACAACACCGGAAGGACUGGAAACCAAGUUCAGACCACCCCUAAACCUAGAGCUGCAUGGCCUGAUAGAUGAGAACAAACCCAAACAAGAGUUGCCAGGGAGUGCUAACAGUGUUCUGAAGGUGUGUCAAGUGUGUAACGACAAUGCUUCUGGCUUCCACUAUGGCGUGUGGUCGUGUGAAGGAUGCAAGGCCUUCUUUAAAAGAAGUAUACAGGGUCCAGUUGACUAUGUGUGCCCAGCCACAGAUUCAUGCACAAUUGACAAACACCGGCGCAAGAGCUGCCAGGCAUGCCGACUACGCAAGUGUUACGAAGUUGGCAUGAACAAAGGAAGCCAGCGUAAGGAACGCAAGAGCAGUGGUGGUGGUGCAGGCAAGGGUAAGCGGUGUCGUGCAGACUCGACAGAUGGUGCUGUUAACUCUACGAGCUGGAUUCCUACAGCUAAGUGUGCUAAACGAUCCCGCUACAUGUCGAUCCUUGAAGCAUUAAAGAAAGCUGACCUUCCUGUCCUACAAAGUUACCACAACCAGAAUCUUCCACCCACUCGAAUACACCUGCUAAACACCCUGGUCAAACUGGCAGACAGAGAGCUGGUGUAUCUUAUUAACUGGGCCAAACAUGUUCCAGGGUACACUGAUUUGUCCCUCACUGACCAGGUCCAUCUGAUAGAGUGCUGUUGGAUGGAACUGCUGCUCCUGAACUGUGCAUUCCGCUCCAUGGAACAUGAUGGAAAUCACCUGGUCUUCGCCCCGGACUUUCUCCUUGACAGAACACACUGGAAUGUCACAGGAAUGACGGACAUUUUAGAACGUGUUGGUGCAGUCUCGGAGCAAAUGGUUCAGUACCGUAUCAACAAGGACGAACUUCUUCUACUGCAGGCAACAGUAUUAGUGAAUGCUGAAGUAAGACGUCUUGCGAGUUCUGGCAAAAUCCAAGAAAUGCGUGAGAUGAUCUUAAAUGCCCUGAUGGAGGUCUCCCACAAGUAUCACCCUGACAACCACCAGCAUUUCGCCUCCAUGCUGCUUCUGCUUACACACAUCCGGCAGGCCGGCGAGCGCGGGAUAGCCUAUUUCCAGCAACUCAAGCGUGACGGCUGUGUUACUUUCUGUGAUUUGCUAACGGAAAUGUUGGAUGCACAUAACUCAACUAUUGACAGAAAACACGAGACCGAACAACUCAAUUGACACCACUGAGCAAUUAAAUACCGGAAUCCCCCUCUCCCCCCCCCCCCCCCAAAAAAAAAAAGAAAGAGAAAAAACCUGAAAAUACUAUGUACGUGCUCUAGGAAGAAAAAACAAAAUGGCUACAUAUGUGACUAUAUAGGAUUUUUGUGAUAAUUUCUUUUUCUACCACUCUUUUUUUUUUUUAAAUGCAUGAGAAGUGAUGUGAAUGAGUAUUGAAAUUUUACACGAGUGACGGUGUGGAGGUGAAUCUGCAUGGGUGAGUGCAGAAAUAAACGAGGUGUGAAAUGGAUGACAUUUGAUAAGUGCUUGAGCCUGUUUAACAUGAGUGAUAUUGUGAGAGAUGUGUUCUUGAUAUAGCUAACAUUGUGAUUCUUCUUUGGCACCGAGUGCACCUGUUAUGUAUAAUCUUGAAGAUUACAGUAUAAAGUGAUUUUUUUUAACAAGUUGACAUAUAAACCAGAGAUCAUUUUAACGUAACAUGUAUACACCAAGACAAAAGCAGUUUAUAUGUUUAUGCAUGCUUAUAUUUUAAGGAUACUUUUCAAUUAUACAUUUUAAUAAUUUAAAUUUUAAUUCUUUUUGUUUGCAUAUCAUGCCCAGCCCUUAUUUUCUUUUGAUUUUUGAAAACAAAAUAUUUAUAUGGACAGUGUUCCCACUACAAUUACUGUAUAAACACAUUACAUGUGUUAAUACCAAUAACAUGAUUUCAGUCCAGUCAUUAUAACCAGUGGUUAUAUUUACCAGGUAAAUCAAACUUUAUUUGUGGGACAUCAUUUUAGAAUUUAAUUGAACAAAAUGAAUCUAUUAAAUAGAAUCCCAACUGUGUUAUAGUCAUUGACAACUUGAUUCUGUAUUAUUAGACAAAUUAUUAUUUAUCAUUUAUUACACCGCUGCCAGCAUGCUGUAUUAGGACACAGAACCCAAUUGCCACACGACACGGGUGCAGUGGAAAACAGGAACACUAGGUAAACAUAAAUAUAACUGAAACAAAAAACAUAAAUCCCAAACAUUGCUACUUUCCUAACAAUAAUGUUUACCUAACCACAAUACAUCAUUAUGAUGCAGUGGAAAAAAAAGAUCUCACUAAAUAAACUUGGCCACAAAGAAUAAAUAUUUUGUGAAAUUUGAGGAAAACAAAGAUUUCAUGAAAAUAAUUUUGUCUGCAUGUGUUAAAAUAGUUAAAAGAUCUCUGGUUUGUGGUUGACAUUUUUGAUGUUAUAAUCAAGCUGUAAGCUUCUUGUCUCUGUGUCUUUAUACAUUGUAAAUUUACAUUGUAAUAUCCAAUGGCUUAUUUUACAUUUUAAUUUUUUUUAAAUUAUAAUGAAAUUAGUUGGCGUCUGAGAAACUAAUAUGUUGAAAUUUAUUGUUUUCUGUUCUCUAAUUCAAAGUUCUAAAAAAAAGUGCAGAAUGAGAAAAUAAGAAUUUUAGUCUUCAUUAAUGACCCUUAGAAACAGAUUUUAAAUGUUUAAUCUGGCUUUUGUAGACGAGGACCACUUUUAGUUAGAGGUUGUGGAAACCUGUUGAAUUGAAUAAUCACAUAUUUAUAUUCUUUUGUUUUAUGCCAACAGUUAAAGUGCUGUGAACAUUGAAAAGGUUCAGACACAUUUACCAUAAGCACAAUCACUAGCUUUAUGUUAGAGACUAUUAUACAUGCAUGUCUAAAGAAAAAAUGUAUUUAACAGUAGGGGAAAUAACUCUUAGCUACCAUUCAAAAGUAGGGAACUCGUAGAUUUCAUAUUUCUUGUUUUGCCCACAGUUUGUCCUAGAAUGGUUAUUCUCAUUCUUAUACCACUAAAAACAUUAAAACCUGUGUUUACACGGCAAUGUUCUGGUUCUCAGAUUCCUGGAACCUUACUGUCGUAUAUUUUAGUGAAAAGCUGUUGUUUCUGUAAUAGUGAUUCCCUAUGAAAUACAGUUACAAACUAGUUUGCUGUUCUGCUAUCAGUGAAACGAUUUUAAGCAAGUUAACCUUGCUUAUAAUUGAUUAUUAAUAACAUCUCAAUGGAUAUUGCUUACGGUUAGUGGGGUUUUUUGUGGGUUUUGUUUUUGUGGGUGUUAAUUUUAAAUUAAUGUGGCAAUGGUCUCUUUUUUUUAAUUUAAGAUUUUUUUGUGUGUCUGAUUUUAAGCAAUAAUUCACAAGUUUUAGAUGCCUUGCAAAUACUAAUUCUUAAAUAUUGUUUAAAAAAAUGUGGGGUUUUUAAAAGUUGAUCAGUAUGAAGCAAAGAUAUAACAAAGGAAUACUUUUAAUUAAUAAUGGGUCAGUAUGAAAACAUAUGUACUAAUUGAUAGUCCCGAGUCAGACCCCCGAUCCUAUCGGAGGCCGGACUCGGGAUAGGUGUGUUCGAAACCCUAGUGGUAUAUGGACACGUUAAACAUGUUACUAAGCUAAGCUAAUUGAUAAGUAACACAUUUAUUAAAGGCAGUGGGAUUUUUUUAUAAUUUCAAAAUAAAAUGAUUGUACUGCAUUUAAGCAUUUUUGUUGCCAGUUGCAUUUGUUUUUUUUGUUUUUUUAAAUAUUAAAAAUGGUAAUAAUUUUCUCACUUGCAAGUAUAUAUAUAUAUAUAUAUAUAUAUAUAUAUAUAUAUAUAUAUAUAUAUAUAUAUAUAUAUAUAUAUAUAUAUAUAUAUAUAUAUAUACUCAGCAUCGUCUUGAAUUAGGCCACAUAUAAAUAGCAAUCGGUUCGUAAUACACAUGCAGUUGAAAGUCUCUUAAUUCCAUGGUUUUGCUAAAUUCCAUCUCAUAACUAGCUUCCAUGUUGAAAAAAAAAACCAUUUAUUAAUUAAAAUUUUAGGUCCAUUAUCUUUCUUAUUUUUCAGAAACACGAAGGGCCUAUAACUUAAUUCUGUGGCAUGCUUAGUUUUAUUUUUGUGGUAUUGCUUGUAUUAUUAAAAAAGAGAUAAAUUCCAGCAUAUAUAGGAUAACAAAUUGUUCUUGUCCUUGAAGGAUUUGAUAUCAUACAUCACAGCAUUUAAAUAGAGGUUCUUCAAUAAUUCAACAUUUUUAUUUUAUUAAACCCCUCCUUCAUGUAAUGUUUUGUAAUGUUGUAACCACUCCACAAUUUUAAAUUUCAUAAUACCCUUGACACACCACACCAUCCCUUCCUUGACUGUCACCAUGAAAUGAUUUGACCAUAAACAAUGGCAUGUUUAUUUGAUUUCUUUCACAAUAAAUACUACCGUAAAUAAAAAAAUCAUCUAUUUGAUAGCAAUAAUGAAAUUAUUGCUUAAAUAUUUUGGAUAACAUAUUAGCCAUUUGGCGAUUACUGUAACCAUGAACAUUUUAUGUUGGAAAAUAUUGACUAAAUUCAUUGAUUGCAGGACACAAAUUCAUGAAAGAACCCUAAUGAUUGACCUAUCAUUUUUAAAAAAGGCUAUUUCAGUAUUCUUAAAACAAAAUUGAAAAUCCUACAUUAAAUAGCGUUUUGGCUCAAAAGAAAAAGUACCAUGCACCAAGUUAACUCCCUUGAAUAGUGACAUCGAUCAUGCAACUUCCCCCUGACUCUAGCUGUGUAGUGACAACUGCAACUGUGCAGUGACAGACUGAAAAAGGAUCAAGAAUGACAUGUAUGAAUAACAAUGUCAUUGUUGUUUUCGAAUAAAGUUUGGAAUGUUUAGCAUAGGUAUUUUGUAAGAGGCUGAAUUAAGCCUACAUACAAAAACCAGUCACCUAGAUUACAUGACACAAACUACGUACAUGUGUAUGUGUUUCUAUUGAGCUAAUGCUCGCUACCAUAUGCUGUUUGCAAACAGCAAACAGGAUGUAGCCCAGUGGUAAUGUGCUUGUCAUAAUGUGCCUAUUGGGUUAUUUCUCAUUUCUGCUAGUGCUCCACAUGUAUAACAAAUUGUGGUAUGUACUAUCCUGUCUGUGGAAUGGUGCAUAUAAAAGAUCCCUUGCUGCUAAUCAAAAAACAGUAGCUCAUUGAAUGGUGGCAGCGGGUUUCCUCUCUCAUUAUCUGUGUGGUCCGUAACCAUAAUAUAUGUCUUACAACAUAUAUCCAUAAAUGAGAAUGUGUCGAGUACGUCA
Gigantopelta aegis is the source of this 6999-nucleotide messenger RNA. Its product is annotated as retinoic acid receptor RXR-beta-like. The coding region runs from base 358 to 2976 and encodes 872 amino acids. Lineage: Eukaryota; Metazoa; Mollusca; Gastropoda; Neomphalida; Peltospiridae. Gene Ontology annotation, molecular function: DNA-binding transcription factor activity; sequence-specific DNA binding; zinc ion binding. Gene Ontology annotation, biological process: regulation of DNA-templated transcription. The record is from RefSeq and is a predicted model, not a curated record. The transcript is spliced from 10 exons.